UUCAUAAUUCCGGCCGCCGUCGCCGGCGGCGGUGGUCAUAACUGAAAAAGCCACCACAUGGCUAACCAACCCUGAACCAAAGUGUAUAAUAACAUUGGCCUUUGCAUGUAAAUUUGUUGGACCAACCGCCAUCAAAAUGCUCAUUGAAUUCCCACCAAACCACGCAUCGAUCUCUCCACAAUUUAUAUCAAAAUUUAACCCCAAUUCAUCUCACAAUUUUUGCUUUACUCUCUCCAUCCUCUUCCAUUUUCUCUAAAUAUCAUUUUUUUUUCCCAAGAACUGUCCUUUUUUUAUAAUUUAAAUAAUGGGUUCCUUCCAUUUCCUCGUUAACCCAUUAUUGGUUAUUCUAAUCUUCACAUUGGCAUCCAAAACCGGAGCAAAAGUUCCGGCCAUUAUUGUGUUUGGAGACUCCUCUGUGGAUUCCGGCAAUAACAAUGUGGUUAAGACGGUGUUGAAAAGCAAUUUCAGGCCUUAUGGCCGGGACUUCGUCGGUGGUCAGGCCACCGGAAGGUUCUCCAACGGCCGCGUUCCGCCGGACUUUAUUUCUGAAGCUUUUGGUCUAAAAUCAACCAUACCGGCUUACUUGGACCCCGGUUAUACCAUUGCCGACUUCGCCACCGGAGUUUGCUUCGCCUCCGCCGGAACUGGCUUCGACAACUCCACUUCCGAUGUUUUAAAUGUGAUACCUCUAUGGAGGGAAGUGGAGUUUUUCAAGGACUAUCAAAACAAGCUAAGAGCCUAUAUGGGCAAUGAGAAAGCAAAUGAAGUGAUAAGAGAAGCUCUAUAUUUGGUAAGUUUAGGAACAAACGACUUCUUGGAAAAUUACUACACAAUUCCUCGGCGGAGACUCCAAUUUACGAUCCAACAGUACGAGGAUUUCCUGCUCGAACUGGCCGGGAAGUUCAUCGGAGAACUUUACGGGCUCGGCGCGAGAAAAAUAUCGUUUACCGGGCUUCCUCCGAUGGGGUGUUUGCCGCUGGAGAGAGCAACCAAUGUCAUGGGAAAUUUUGGGUGCGUAGAGAAAUACAACGCUGUGGCUUUGGAAUUCAAUAGGAAGUUGGAGGGAUUCGUGGGGGCAUUGAAUAUGCAGCUCCCAGGCCUUACAAUGCUCUUUGCAAAUCCUUUUCCCAUUUUUUAUCAGAUCAUCAGCCAGCCUUACUUAUACGGAUUUGAAGUGGCUGGAAAGGCAUGCUGUGCAACUGGGACAUUUGAGAUGAGCUAUCUGUGCAACCAAGAAAACCCAUUUACUUGCAUGGAUGCAAACAAAUAUGUGUUUUGGGAUGCCUUUCAUCCCACUCAGAAGACCAACCAAAUUAUUGUCAAUGAUUUGCUUAGAAUUCUUCUCCCUAUGUUUCGAUGAACGUUCGAAUCUCCACUAUGUCGUAUUCUAGAAAAAAUUACGCACUGUAUUUAUUUUGAAUCUUUGAUUCUCCCACCUCUUUUGCUUUUUUGCCUGUAUUUUGUCAUUAAUAAUUUAUCUUAUUCUUUUGUUGUUUGUUUCAC
Molecule: messenger RNA, 1503 nt
Organism: Momordica charantia (bitter melon)
Lineage: Eukaryota; Viridiplantae; Streptophyta; Magnoliopsida; Cucurbitales; Cucurbitaceae
Product: GDSL esterase/lipase At2g42990
Molecular function (GO): hydrolase activity, acting on ester bonds
Source: RefSeq, a predicted model, not a curated record